GCUCACAAGCAACACACUGGGUGUACGGGCAAGAGGCAGCGGACCCAGUUCGUUCCCCUUUCUCAAUUUGACGAUAAUCUCCUCUUAUCUGAUUAUAAUUUGCUCGAGAAAGUGAAGAGGGUUGCAGAAUCUGCUCAGAGAACAAGAGUUAAUUUGGGCGGGCAUUCUCAUUUUAAGAUUCCAUCCCAUCCUCAAGGCCUUAGUAAUGCUUCACAGAGUCACAGGACGAAACUCCUAUUUCUCCUCGGUGGAAUGUCGAAGAGGGAGAAAAAUAAAUCUCAAUACAACCAAAGUACUUGGACGAUUGAAUGGCAGUUUCAUUCAACAGACAUUGUUUUACUCAACCGUAGAGUAAAUGAAAACUCAACCCUUUCAUCUGUAAUUGAGAACCAUUUAAAGUCUGGGCCAUGGAAUCAUAAGCUCAGGCCGUUCUGUGCAGAGCAGUUGGACUGUCUCAAAUUUUUCAUUCGUAAAUAUCUUAAGCUGGGCAACUUGUUUAGGAAUCCAACUGUGUUGAACCCAGCUUUAUUGUUGGAUUGCAUUGAGCUAGUGUGAGGCCAUGAGCCAAAAUGCCAACUAAGGUAUAGCACAUCAUCCAUGCACUAUUUGUUAAUUGGAUCGCUGUUUUUUUUCUAUGGUUUAUUGUCCAUCCUCUUUGGAGAUGGUCCAUUUGUGCUAGGCACUGCUGCUGAAAUCUUUGAAAUUGAGAGGCUAGGAUUUGCUCAACUUGCAACAUGCCGUGCAUUGCCGGCCAAAAAAUUAUACUUGUCUCUCUGAUUCUCUGGUUCAAAUAAUGGUUUAUGGUGGGUAAGAUAAUUGGUCACCCAACUGGUCCAUACCAAAAUACCUGAAUUUACAUUUUUUUCCCCCGGAUUUGGGAAAUAAGCAUCCUAGGUUGGGACUGAAUUGGGAUAUUGGUUGAUGUUCUAUUUGAAUUUCUAUUAGCCUUCAAUUCUACUGCACCCACGUUACCUAUGAAAAGAAUUUUCUACUAUUCCCACCUGAAAUCUUGCCAUUACCUGAUGUCUACUCAAAUAUAUUCUAUCUGUAACAUUUCCCUGCAUAUAACUUUCCUCGCUUUAUAGAAUUUAAAAAGAAAAAAAAUUAUCAAAACAUUUUUUUCCCCUGUGAACAAGAAAAAAAUUUCUAUCUGACAAAAAAAUCUUAUCCUUCCAUAUUACUACAGGGCCGCAGGUCACCUUUCCAUGAGUUCAAUAUAAGAGCUCCAAUAAUUAGUGAAUUUAGUUAUUCUGGAGUACCCUCUGAUUCAUGUUUUCCUCCCUUCACAUAGCUAUGAUAUCAAUGUCAUUAAAGGUGUCAAACCCCUGUCAUCAACCAGAGCUUAAGGGGUCUGUUGCCAUUGAUCACCCAAGUCCAAAAGGCAUUUAAUUCAGGGAAGAGGAAAUAGAAGAACAUGGUGGUCUUCAAAUCCUUAGUUUCUAGAUCUCAUUAAGCAUGUGAAAUCAACAGAAGCUAAUAAGCUACGGUCCAACCCCCACGAGAAGGAACCAGGUGAAAACAUGGAUUUUGAUCGAGGCUUGCUUGAUGUAUAUAUACUCUGAUAUUAAUCCUGAUGAUUUUCUUGAAUAGGGAAGGUGACUUUUCCAAGGAAGUGAAAUAUGAAGAAAGAAUAGAUCGUGCAGAUCUUGGUAGAGUUUUCCCAGCGGAGGAAUUAGAGGAAGGGGAGAUUCCUGGUGCUGAACAAUUGAAUGCUCAUAUAUUAUUUGGGAUCAUCAAUAUUAUUUAAGAGCAAAGAUAAUUUCAAGUUUA
Molecule: messenger RNA, 1770 nt
Organism: Vitis vinifera (wine grape)
Lineage: Eukaryota; Viridiplantae; Streptophyta; Magnoliopsida; Vitales; Vitaceae
Exons: 5
Coding region: 253-555 (100 amino acids)
Biological process (GO): box C/D snoRNP assembly; snoRNA localization; maturation of LSU-rRNA from tricistronic rRNA transcript (SSU-rRNA, 5.8S rRNA, LSU-rRNA)
Cellular component (GO): nucleus; pre-snoRNP complex
Source: RefSeq, a predicted model, not a curated record